AUGGCUGGCGCCGAUGUUGAUGUGCCCCUCACUUGCAGCUCGAGAGGGGAGAUUCUCGGCAUUCAGUCUCAGAGAAGGUCAAGGUGUGCACGCCGUGGGAUUCCGCAGAGGCAGACGCAACCCGAUGGGUGCUCAUCCAGGGGAAGCGUCUUUUCGUAUUCUCCGCAGCAUAGCCCCUUCAAUUGGCUCAAUCAUCGGCCAACCCGCCGGCCACAAGAGAUCAAGAUCCAGCAGAGUAAGAGUAGCAGCAGUACGUGGUCGAUGAUGAGGGCCGUCGUCAGAAGUGCCCCGGGAUACGUCAAGAAGGUCGAUCGGUGCAAGAUCAGCGCUGUAGGCCCAGGUACCCCCAAGCCCCUGGUGUGUGUUGGGACAAGUUCGGGAGUUGGGAUUUGCAGAACAUGGCCGUCGACCAAGAUUGUGAGACGAUGCCGCCGGCUUUGUGAGGUCGGCGCAGCAUGGGAUGCCCGAUUUCAGAAGACUUUUCUUUGGAGGGGCAUGGGGGCAGGCUAG
Messenger RNA from Verticillium dahliae VdLs.17, 510 nucleotides. RefSeq lists its product as uncharacterized. The coding region runs from base 1 to 510 and encodes 169 amino acids. The transcript has 2 exons. NCBI's taxonomy places the organism in Eukaryota, Fungi, Ascomycota, Sordariomycetes, Glomerellales, Plectosphaerellaceae. The record is from RefSeq and is a predicted model, not a curated record.